GCAGGUCUACGCCCCGCUCUCCACCCAUUCCCCGUUUUCCCUCCCUCACGUCUCUUCGGUUUUUGCUCUUAACCUGCUGGAAAGGAAGGGAGCAGAGCAGCCGGCCGGGAGUCACACCGGCAUCAAGCGAGCCUUUCGAUGCCCAAGCACCCGCGCCAUUCCUCGACAGUUUCCCCAACACUCCGGAGAUCAGAGAAGAGAGACCUUGGCACAGAUAGGCUUUCGUUCUUCACCUUCCUUUCUUCUUUCUAGUUCCUCUGCUGCGAACUUGGUUUUGGUUGCCAGAACAGGCGGAGGACAGGCGGACAAAAGGCUUUUGUCAACAGCUGCUUUGCAGGCGGCAGCAGCAGCAGCAUCCAAGAAAGUUAAACGGGGCGACGAGGCGGAUGGAGAGUUUCUCUGGAGAAGCAGGGCGCCGCUUCUGCCGCCUUCGUCCUGUGAUUUCGGCCGAGGGAUGGCCCUGUUCUCCCUAACAUGCGGCCGCGCUCCCCUUCCGGCUCCGCUGCUUACUACCUGCGUCUCGGUGGGGGUGGUAGUUCAUCCCCCUGUCGCUUUCGCCACGGUCUCUACAGGGUUAGCGACUCCGUGACGAGCUUCUGCUCCUGGACUAUGCACGACCUCCGAGGAGAACAAAACUACAUUAUGUGGAUCUCACUCCUGGCUUUCCUAACGGUCGGGCUCGUCUCGCUGCACAAAUGCCAGCGGCAUCCCGGCCCGGUCCUGGGAAUGAGUCGCCUUCUCGCGGUGAUUGUGCCAGGCUCGGGACAGCGCCCAGACAACAGAUGUGUCGUAUCAAAUGCAGCAACAUGUACUGCCUGUCUUGCGGUGGGUCCUGAAUGUGGUUGGUGUGUUCAAGAGGAUUUCAUGGCAGGAACAAAGCUGAAAGAAAGAUGUGACAUAGUUUCACAUUUAAUCCAAAGAGGCUGCAAGCCAGAUUUCCUAGAAAGUCCUAAGGUUGAUGUAACAGUGUCCAGCAAUGAGGCUAACAUUCAAGUUAUACCAGGAGAAGCUUCAGUGCACCUGCGUCCAGGCUCUGAAGCAAGUUUUAUGCUGAAAGUCCGCCCACUGGAAAAAUAUCCUGUUGAUCUUUAUUAUUUAGUUGAUGUAUCUGCAUCUAUGCACAGACAUAUAGAACGAUUAAACUCUGUUGGAUUUGAAUUAUCUCAGAAGAUGGAAAAUAUCUCAAUUGAUUUGCAACUUGGAUUUGGAUCCUAUGUAGAUAAAACAGUAUCACCCUAUAUUAGUAUUCAUCCAAAAAGAAUCCAUAAUCAGUGCAGGUAAGUAUUGUUAAAAAAAUAGAUAUACAUAAUUCAAUGGGGCAUUCAUGGGUGCACACUUAUAC
Molecule: messenger RNA, 1342 nt
Organism: Thamnophis sirtalis
Lineage: Eukaryota; Metazoa; Chordata; Lepidosauria; Squamata; Natricidae
Source: RefSeq, a predicted model, not a curated record